Messenger RNA from Chelmon rostratus (copperband butterflyfish), 4387 nucleotides. RefSeq names its product plakophilin-1 (gene pkp1a). The coding region runs from base 147 to 2312 and encodes 721 amino acids. Lineage: Eukaryota; Metazoa; Chordata; Actinopteri; Chaetodontiformes; Chaetodontidae. Gene Ontology annotation, cellular component: adherens junction; plasma membrane; cytoplasm. Gene Ontology annotation, biological process: cell-cell junction assembly; intermediate filament bundle assembly; cell-cell adhesion. The record is from RefSeq and is a predicted model, not a curated record. The transcript has 15 exons. Gene Ontology annotation, molecular function: cadherin binding.
CAUUUAGCCUUUCAGCGUACUUGGCACGUCGGUUGCGCAGAGUCGAGCCGCACUUCUCCUCCGUGCCUGCGCUUUGUGUUAUUGUUGUUGUUGCUUUUGGACGCUGGUUCCAUCGAUUCGUCUGAGAAGGGCACCGAGCAGGGAAGAUGAUGGCUCCAGAGCCGCUGAAAUCCGCGAUGACCACCAUCGGCGCCGACGACACGUCGCUCGCGCUGCCCUCCGACAACAAGCUGCGCUCGGGACAGCAGCGCGUGCUCGAUCAGGUGCACACCAUCAAGAGGAGCAAGUCCAAACACGGCAAGAGCGGCUCCCUGUCUCCUUCACCAACAAGCCUGAGCCCCAAGACUUUGACAACAUAUGAGUUUGGAACCUUCAAGUUCGCUCCAUCCAAAGCAAAUGGCACCUUAAGCCGCGUCAGCUCCACAAUGUCAGCAGGCUACAACAAAACGUUUAUUGGUCAGAAGAGUCGCACUCUAUCCAGUAGAACCACGGGAGGGAGACACACCAGCGCCUCAGGCAUGUGGGAAUCUCAAAUCAGCGCAUCCACCUGGCCCAAGAGUCCCAACGGGCUGAAACCCAGUCGCAGUGACCCCGCCUUGGCUGUUCCGUUUUCUCCUGCACCUGCACCUGCACCUAUUAUGAGAGCCAGAGGGCAGACUGUCCAAAGCCAGCAGAGCCUGCAGAGUCGAGUGAAUAGACACAGCGUCUAUUCUAUGACCAACGGCUCGCAGAUGACCAACAGCCAGACACGCUUCAUCCAGCCGCCCUCUAUCCAGUCUCAAACCGAUGGCAGGAUGGGUACCAUCAAAAUAUCCAAGUCAGAGCAGCAAUCAGCGGUGAACAGUGUGAUGACCAUGCCAGACCUGACCCUAAAGGAGGCUGUGGAGUACCUGUCUCACCCUGAAGAGAAUUACCAGCAGUGUGGAGCCACCUUCAUCCAGCACGCCACCUUUAAAGAGGAGCAUGCUAAACAGGAGGUGUUACAGCUAGGGGGUAUCCCCACUCUGGUGAGCCUGCUGCGGAGCCCCAACCCCGGGGUGAGCCAGGCUGCUGCUGGGGCUCUAAGGAACCUGGUGUUCAAGCACCAGGAGAACAAGCUGGAGGUUCAGCACUGUGGCGGUAUUGCGAAAGCACUGCAGCUACUAAAGGAGACAGAUUCUACCGAGACCCAGAAACAAAUCACUGGCCUGCUAUGGAACCUGUCCUCUGCCGAUGAGCUGAAGGGGGAGCUCAUAGCUACAGCACUGCCGGCCCUGACUGAGAAUGUGGUGGUGCCAUUCACCUGCUGGUCAGACAGCAGCGCCAACAACAACAUACACCCUGAUGUCUUCUACAGCGCCACAGGGUGCCUGAGGAACCUGAGCUGCGCCCAGCAGAAGGAGAGGCAGGCGAUGAGAGAUUGCCGCGGCCUCAUCGACUCCCUCAUGAGUUACGUCCAGUCCUGUGUGGCAGAGGAAAACCCUGACGACAAGUCUGUGGAGAACUGCGUAUGCAUCCUCCACAACUUGACCUACCAGCUGGAGACCGAGUACCCUGAGUGCUUCAGCAUGUUCCAGCCUAAGACAGAGGGCCAAAAUGGGAGGAAAAGCCCCACAAUUGGAUGUUUCAGCCCCAAGAGCAGCAAGGCUCAAAAGGAGUUUUCUUAUGACACUGCUCGAGGAAUGCUAGAGGACAGUGUCCCAUCCGGCGUGAAGUGGUUGUGCCACCCCACAGCUAUGCAGACCUACCUGUCUCUGCUGGGCUCGUCCCAGAAAGAUGCCACCCUAGAAGCCUCCUGUGGUGCCCUGCAGAACCUCACUGCCAGCAAGGGCCUGGGGUCCAGUGUCAUGAGCCAGAUUCUGGCUCAGAAGUUGGGGGCUCUGGCGCACAUGACCCCUCUUUUAAAGUCUCCUAACCGCAGCCUGCAGAAGACUGCCAUGUCCCUGCUGGGUAACAUGUCUCGGAGCAGCAGCUUGCAGACCUCCAUGGCAAAGCAGAUGUUGCCUGAGCUCACCGGCCUCCUCGCUAACCCCCGGGAGAUGGGAAACUCCGACGAGACUAUAGCGACAGCUUGCAGCACAGUGCGGACUCUGAUGUUGGCCGACACUGAGAUCAGCAAGAAGGUCAUGAGCACUGAACUGGUGUCAUCCCUGGCGGACCUGAGUGAGAAUGGGUCUUUCCCCAAAGGCAGCAAAGCAGCUUCCUUGCUGCUCUACAGCUUGUGGAACGACAAGAACUUGCAAGGUGUUGUGAAAAAGCUGGGGAUCAGCAAAUCGCUCCUUGUCAACGACAACACCACAGCGGCGCACAGGUCGAUGCAAGUUAUCGAGUGAGCGUGGUGGACGAGUGGAACGGCGCCGCAGAGCCUGAGAGAUGGAAACCAGCAUGUUUAGGCACUGAUGUGGCCCCACCCUUACAACCACCAGAGUAAAAUUACAUUCUUCACAUGAUAACCAAGUCGAGAGAUCCCAUCAAGACUCAGUCACAUACAUGAGUUGUACAUAUUUUAGAGAAAAGAGAGCUUUUAAUCUCAUGAAUAAUCCUGCGGUGGUGUAUGUAUUUAAUUUGGAUAUGUCUUUGUCUGUGUACAUAGAUGGGUGAGUGUGUUUUCGGGAGGUUAAGUGUGUGUGAAAUCCAGUUCUUACAGCCUGAGAGCCAGACAGUGUGGACAGACAGUGUUGCCUGCUGUGAAAGUGUCUGCAGUGGCUAAAAGCUGGACUACCUGUCACGGCCUUGAGGACUGAGCAGCCAAAAAUGAAAAUAAUGAGAAAAAUAUAUGAAAAGCUAAAAAGAAAACUUAAAAACUUUGUAUUUGUGAUACUGGUUCUAUCAGAUGAGAGUCUAAGAGCGUGCGCCGUAAGUACAAAGCAUGAUAAUAACACUUUUUUAAGUAUGUUUUUUACUUAGCUUUCUUGAAGUUAGUAUGUUAUGUUUCAUGUGCCCACAGUAUAUUAAGGAUUUAUGCAAAGGACUGAGCAAACUCUCAGUUUAAGUCAGACACUUGGAUUGUCAAGGUUUCCGCAUGUAUGCAAAGAAAUUCUGCAUUUCUCAUGUUUAAUGCAAUUUGCUGGAAUUUGUUGUUACACUGUUAUGUUAUCUGUUUCAUUCAGUGAUAUUUUGUAAAAAAAAAAAAAAAAAAAGAAGAAGAGAUGCACUUGUCUCACCGAGAGCUGAUGAGAGGAUUGAUCCUGCUCUCGUGUCUGUACGCUAAAUAUGAAGCUACAGUCAGAAGCUGGUUAGCUUAGCUUACCUUAGCACAAAGGCAGGAAACAGUCCGAAACAGCCAGCCUGGCUCAGUCCGGAGGCAACAGAAUCCACCUGCCUGCACCUCGAAAGCUCAAUAGUUAACAUGUUACGUAUUGUUUGUUUAACUGCUACAAAAACAGCAGUGUUAUGGCAUGUUGUGGUUUUACAAGGUUUAUAGGACCCGUAAACCCACAAUGUGUAGUGGAAAUCUGUCACCUUAGGACAGAGCCAGGCAUCGUGGUGCUAUUUGAAGCAUAUUUACUGGACAGAUAUGAGAGUGAUUCUGAUCCUGUCAUCCAACUCUUCUGAUAAGAAAGUGAAAAACUAUUCCAGCACUAAGAGCCUUGUUAUACUCUGCUGCUUCGCCAAAAACUGACCUAUUGAAAUUUACAAACUGUAUGUUACAUUUAGUUUUUUUGUUUGUUGCUUGUUUUUCAUUAUUGUUUUUUUUCUUGGAAAAGCCGAGGAUUUGGAUGGGAAUGUAGUACUCGACAUGUAACAGCAGCACUCAGCCGGUGUCCAUUCACUUUGAUUAACUAUGUAUAAAGUUUAAAUUGGAGUCGGUCAUCCCCCCCCCGUAAAGCUGCAGAAGUCCAGUUUGAAGUGGACCAAUAGUUGACAAAGAAUAACACAGUCAGUGUUAGCUGCUGGCUGCACGCUGAGAGUCUUUUAAGUGGUCUUUGACCCAAUUCAGCAGAACACACUGAGGAGAUAAAGAGGGGGCUGUGCCCUCGGACAUGCAGUGAUCUAAUGAAACGUGAUCUGCAUGUUCCACUAUAGGCGAGAGGAGCUGCACAUUCAAAUAUACAGUGUUUAAAUGUUUUUAUUUAAAACAGACAUGUAGUUCUUCACCUAAAACGUUUAUAUGUCAUGUUUUCUACUUUACCUAUAGAGUUGUAAGGGCUUGUUACAGGGCAUCUGCUGUCAUAACCAAACUACAGUCUUAAAAGUCAAAUUCUUUACGAUGACCAGAUCACGUGUUCUUGCGAAGAGCGUGAGAUGGUUGGCAUCAGUGGGGGGUUUCCCAUGGCUUCAGCUGCCUCGGGGAACAGUGAUGUCAGUGUUGCUUAGAGCGUAUUUUUGGAAAAAUGUGUGUGGCACAAAACUAGGAGCUUUCCCUGUCACUCAGUCUGUACCUAGAAUAAAUAGAAUAAAUAACAAA